Lentinula edodes (shiitake mushroom) is the source of this 402-nucleotide messenger RNA. RefSeq lists its product as uncharacterized. The transcript is spliced from 2 exons. The record is from RefSeq and is a predicted model, not a curated record. NCBI's taxonomy places the organism in Eukaryota, Fungi, Basidiomycota, Agaricomycetes, Agaricales, Omphalotaceae. The coding region runs from base 1 to 402 and encodes 133 amino acids.
AUGACAACUGCCGGCGCCACUCCUGCCCCUGCCCCUCCACCUCCGUUAUCAAGCACCACCCCGAGGACCACGCCCCCGACAACGACGAUUACUACGUUCACCCCUGGUGCACCUGCCGGUCGGAAAGCUGAAUGCUCCAAUUGCGUAGCAACACUUACACCGUUACGGAGAAGAAGUUACGGCGGGUUAAAUAACUACCACGGAUUGAACGGACUCGGGUCGUUCAAUAACUCACUGGAUGCGUUACCUUUCCCGUCUGGUGAAUAUGACUUGUCUAUGUCGUCUUUGACGUUCUCUCCUUUGGCACCGCCCUUCACCUCCAAUAAUUUCACUUCACUAACUUCGACCACCAUCCCCAACCUCACCUCGACGAACGAACAAACGUCGGCGAAUGUCCAGUGA